Molecule: messenger RNA, 1330 nt
Organism: Blepharisma stoltei
Lineage: Eukaryota; Ciliophora; Heterotrichea; Heterotrichida; Blepharismidae
Source: the annotation of a GenBank genome assembly
AUGGGACAAAUUAGCUGCUCAUCGUGCUCAUGCAGCGACAAAGAAAAAGAAGUAAAGCUAGAGCCUGAAAUUGUGGAGGAAAAUCUAAAUAAUACAUCUCGCAUGAGAAGAGCCCAAGCAAGUGAGAUUCCUGAGUCCAUUAUGAAUUUAGAUGAAAUUUCCGUUGAUCUCACGUCAUUAAUAAAAAUACAAUCACUGUGAAGAGGCUACCAAGUGAGAAAACAAUUGAUAUAACAUUAAAUUACAUUAAUUAGAGCACUUAAGGUGUCUAACGGCACACUCCCACUAAAGAGAUAGAGCCAAAAUGGUGGCGUCACAAGCAUUUCUGAUUCUAAAGUCAGCCCAUCCCAAAUAAACCUACUACCCUGACCAGCGCUUCUCAACAGCUCAAUGCUUCCACCCUUGGCUGGCAAUACUCGAAUGACAUUUUAUUUAUCUAUAAAAAAAUUGACGCAUUUAAGUAAAUCAGUAAAUAAGCAGUCAUACUUUAACGAAGAAAUCCCAGUUUUCAAAGAUUCAGGCUCAAUGCCGUUACAGAGAGAAGAAAGAGCUCCGUUUAUGUAUAAGAACGGAGCUGUUUAUAAUGGUCAAUGGCUUGGGAAUUUGAGAGAUGGCUAUGGAUCUCAAACUUGGCCAGAUGGUGCUAAAUAUCAGGGGUACUGGAAAAAUAAUAAAGCAGAAGGGUUUGGGAAGUUUUGGCAUAUUGAUGGAGAUAUUUAUGAAGGUAACUGACGAUAUGAUAUCCUAUUUUACCUAUAAUUGUUUUUUAAUCUAUAAGAAAAUACGAUUUUAUUAUAAUUUUUAAAUAAAAAUUUAGUUUAAAUAGCAUAAAGCUAAUGGAAAAGGAGUGUACUCACACAUGUCAGGAGCUAGAUAUGAAGGAGAAUGAAAAGAUGACCUACAAGAAGGCUUCGGAAUCGAGACCUGAGCAGACGGCAGUCAGUAUGAAGGCUUUUAUAAAUAUGGGAAAAAGCAUGGCUUUGGGCUGUAUAUAUGGAAUGACGGGUCUAAAUACAUAGGCCAAUGAGUAGAAAACCAAAUUAAUGGCUCUGGGACUUACUCGUGAACAGAUGGGAGGAAAUAUGAAGGCGAAUGGGCCAAUAACAACAUGCAUGGGUAUGGAGUUUAUGUAUGAAAGGACGGAAGACGAUAUGAAGGAGACUAUAGGCUCGACAAAAAGCAUGGGCAUGGGAUUUAUACAUGGGCGGACGGAAGAAAAUACAGAGGAGAAUGAAAAAAUGGGAAACAGCACGGACAAGGCGAAAUGAUUAUGGUCGAUGGGACUGUAAAAAAAGGGUUCUGGAGAGAAGGCAAAAAGGUUGGAAAAUAA